Messenger RNA from Vicia villosa (hairy vetch), 2897 nucleotides. Its product is annotated as subtilisin-like protease SBT1.7. Gene Ontology annotation, biological process: proteolysis. The record is from RefSeq and is a predicted model, not a curated record. The transcript has 3 exons. Gene Ontology annotation, molecular function: serine-type endopeptidase activity. The coding region runs from base 299 to 2644 and encodes 781 amino acids. NCBI's taxonomy places the organism in Eukaryota, Viridiplantae, Streptophyta, Magnoliopsida, Fabales, Fabaceae.
ACCACGUAUGAGCAUCUAAAGUCUUCCACGACUUACCUUAAUACAAAGCGCAAAUUACUAAUGAGUUGAAUUCUCACUGGGGCUCUACGACUUUAUCAAGUUCUACGAUAACAAGGGUUGAAGAUACGCAAAGAAUAUCUCUAAUUAAAGUGUGACUCCCAGCCAAGUUGAACGACUUACGGACUAUGCUGAACAAAUUUCUUUAACACCGGUCAAGAUUAAGAAGACCUCCAUCUGAGACCAGCUGCACGGGAUACAGAAAGAGGUGUGGGCUGGGAGAGAUUUGAGUUCAACAAGGAUGCCCCUCUUGAUGAUGAGGAAAUUGAAGGCCAGUAUGAAGAAAUCUGCUGUGAUAAUUGCUUUUACGAUUUUGUUCGUCUAUGGUGGUGUCUGCACGCCUUCUAAGGAAAAGGCUAACUAUAUUGUUCAUAUGGCCAAAUCGGAAAUGCCAUCCAUAUUCACCCACCAUUCACACUGGUUUCAAUCCACUCUGAGGUCGGUUUCUCCUUCCGCCCAAAUUCUCUACAGCUAUGACACAGCUGUUCAUGGAUUCUUUACCAGUUUAACUGCCAAGGAAGUGCAACUGCUGUCAAACCAAACUGGGAUUCUGAAAAUUUCGUCGGAUAAAAAGUAUCAGCUUUUUACCACUAGGAGUCCACAGUUUCUUGGAUUAGAAAGAAUUCAUGCCACGUUCCCUGCAUUGUCAAACAGAAGCAUGGAGGAGAUCAUUGUUGGUGUUAUAGACACCGGUGUUUGGCCUGAAAGCAAGAGCUUUGAUGAUACUGGAUACGGGGCCAUUCCCAGCACAUGGAAAGGAUUCUGUGAAACAAGUAUAGAUUUCCCGAUCUCAAGCUGUAACAAGAAGCUGAUUGGUGCCAGGUUCUAUUUGAAGGGUUUUGAGGCCGAUGUUGGUCGUCCGAUCAACGAAACCAAGGAAACUAGGUCUCCACGAGACAAUCAUGGCCAUGGAACCCACACAGCUAGCACGGCUGUAGGGUCUCCAGUGGGAAAUGCAAGCCUUUUUGGUUACGCUUCUGGUACAGCACGUGGGAUGGCCCCUGGAGCCAGAGUGGCUAUAUACAAGGUUGGUUGGGAACGUGGUAAUGUUUUAGAGUCUGAUAUUAUAGCCGCAAUUGAUCAAGCUAUUGCAGACAAGGUCAAUGUGCUCUCAUUGUCGAUCGGAUUUAUAGCACUUCAAUAUUACGAGGACAUCAUCGCAAUAGGAGCCUUUGCAGCAAUGGAGCAUGGAAUUAUGGUAUCUUGUGCAGGAGGAAACUCUGGUCCCGAAUCUUCUUCUAUCACCAAUGUAGCACCUUGGAUUACCACAGUGGGAGCUAGCACAAUUGACCGAGAUUUCCCUGCAUAUAUCACUCUCGGAAAUAAUCAAAAUUUUAUAGGAGUGUCCCUUUACAACGGUAGUUCUUUACCCGAGACUUCCGUGUCAUUUAUAUAUGCAGGGAAUGCAAGCCUUCUUGAUCAUGAUGAAGAACACAAAGCUAGCCAGUGUAUGUCGGGUAGCCUGGCCAAAGAAAAAGUAAUUGGAAAGAUCGUUAUGUGUGAGUCUUCUAAAGAGACUUCUGGUCCGGAGCAAGGAAAUACAGUGAAAUCACUUGGUGCUUUGGGUAUGGUGUUGGUCAACUUUGCUGUCGAGGGAGAGGAGUUGUUGGCAGAGCCCCAUGUUUUGCCAACAAUAGUUGUCAAGUUCAAAGAUGGUGAAGCCAUAAAAAAAUAUUUGUUUUCUUCUGAUCCUAAUAAAUCAAUGGCUAAAAUUGUUUCUGGAGGAACAAAGUUUGGGGUUGAGGUGUCUCCUGUUGUUGCAGGGUUUAGCUCACGAGGCCCCAAUUUAAUAACCCCGCAAAUAUUGAAGCAGGAUUUAAUUGCUCCAGGUGUUAACAUCUUAGCAGCAUUUACUAGGAAUGAUAGUAUUGCUAAUGAGGAUUGGGAUUCUAGGCGCGCGGAUUUUAACAUUUACUCAGGCACGUCAGUGGCAUGCCCUCACGUCAGUGGGAUAGCAGCUUUAAUCAUGUCGAUUCAUCCAGAUUGGAGUCCCGCUGCCAUUCGAUCUGCACUCAUGACGACUGCUUAUCCGGCUUACAAGAAUGGAAAGACCCUGUUGGACGGCUUUAACAAAAAGCCUGCGACACCCUUUGAUUUUGGGGCUGGACACGUGGACCCUAUUCUUGCACUACGUCCCGGACUUGUCUAUGAUCUUACAGUUGAUGAUUAUUUGAGUUUCCUCUGUGCAUUGAACUACUCAGCUGCAGAUAUCGAAACCGUGGUGCAAAGAAAGUAUAGUUGUGACAUAAAGAAACAUUACAGUGUAACAAACCUCAAUUACCCUUCGUUUGCUGUGGUGUUUGAAGAAAGGAUGGAGGUUGUUAAACACAGGCGUAUUCUGACGAACGUGGGUGCAGCAGGAACAUAUAAGGUGUCGGUUCAAUCAAAUGCAUCUGCUGUGAAUGUGACUGUUGAGCCACAAGUGCUAAGGUUCGAGAAGGAUGAGAAAAAGUCGUAUGUUGUUACAUUCACAAGUACAAGAACAAGUUCAGAAAGAGAUAGUUUUGGAAGCUUAGAAUGGUCAAAUGAAAAUACUGUUGUGAGAAGUCCGAUCACAUUCAGUUGGAAAAAGCAUAAAACAGAUUGAAUGAAUGAAGCUUGAUUGUAUGUGUUUGAGUAAAUGCUUUGGAACCUAUGUAGCAUUUCGACAUCUUUAUUAGAAAGGAUACUUUUCCUUAUUAUCUUGUAAUAGGAGGGUACUGCUUGUUUGUUCCUAUCAAAUUUGUAUGCAGCAGUGAUAUUUAUCUAUGAUAAAAUGUGUGUUUGGAGUAUCCAAUAUGUGUUAAUAUCAACAUGUCAACAUGUUUGGAGUAUCCAAUAAGUUAUUUAACCCAAAAUAU